AUGCAUUCACAUUUACAUACCAAGGACAAUGUCGGGUGCGAGGAGAUCAUGAACGCCCUCGAUGAGUGCCACGCACGAGGCUUCCUCUACAAAGCCAUUGGUGGCUGCAACGACAUUAAGACACAAGUCACCAAAUGCCUCUCCGGAGAACGAUCGAAGAAAAGCAGCAAGAACAGAGAGACGGGCUUACAGAGACGGCAUAGGAUAGAGGCGGUUUGGGCAAAGAUGGACGAGGGCGAUUAUUCGGCGCUCGAAGAAUUCACGAAACGGAAAUGA
Molecule: messenger RNA, 276 nt
Organism: Cyphellophora attinorum
Lineage: Eukaryota; Fungi; Ascomycota; Eurotiomycetes; Chaetothyriales; Cyphellophoraceae
Exons: 2
Coding region: 1-276 (91 amino acids)
Source: RefSeq, a predicted model, not a curated record